This is a messenger RNA of Debaryomyces tyrocola, 1548 nucleotides long. The record is from the annotation of a GenBank genome assembly. NCBI's taxonomy places the organism in Eukaryota, Fungi, Ascomycota, Pichiomycetes, Serinales, Debaryomycetaceae.
AUGACAGGAACACCAGUAUUUCAGUAUAAGAUACCGUACGAAGCGUGGUAUUUUAUAGUGACUUCGAGUGGGUUGCACUUUUAUUUUAAUAAGUUAAAACGGAAGUCUUAUUGGCAAUUGUAUGAUGUUUUCGAAGAUAAUCCUGGCAUGGACCAAAAUGAGUUUAUCAGUUGCAUUAACAUGGAAGAUGUUGCAGUGUUGAUGAGCAGAGUGAGUGGUUUAAAGGGAUUGGAUGGAUACUUCUUUAAGGAGUCAAAAAGAAAUGAAAAGGAUAUACAGACGAAAUCGAUAGAUGUGGAUAGUACAAACACCCGUAGCAGAGACGAGCAAGGAGUAGAAGAGAAAACAAUCGACAAACAAGAAACGAUGGAAAGUGAAGAAGAGGAGGAAGAGGCAGUGGAAUAUGACAAAGAUGCAAAAGAAGAGUUUAUACGUAAUUUGCUUCUAGAAGAAGGAUACAUGCAAGAAGAGACAGUAAAGAAAGAUGAAGAAACUCCGGGUGGAUUGAACCUAGGAUAUUCAUCGAGCGAAGAUGAUUCUGAAGCAGAAGAAAACCUGGAUAUUAAAAAAGAUCAAGAUGACGAUAAUGAGGAAGAAAUAAGGAACGAUGUACAUGAUGCUAAACAUAAAAAUACCAAUGAAGACCAUAAUGAGACAGAUGUAUAUCAAGACCAAUACGAAGAGAAAGACUACGAAUCGCACAGCCAAGAGCAAAAUGAAGAGAAAGAUGAUGGUGAACAAAGUGAAAAAGAUCAUGAUGAACACACUAUACAUGAUGCUGAUGAUAGUGACGACGAAACUCAAAAUAAUUUGGGUUUAGACCUAUCACUCUCUGAGGAUGAAAUAGACACCACAAAAGACUUUUUACAGUUACUUGAUUCUUACAGCGAUAGGAUAUCGGUGUACGACCCAUGGUUUUUAAUCGAAGAAGAAUUACUACCUGAACUUAUUACAAAACCUGAAUAUUAUUCUAUUGAUGAUUCAUCAGAAAGAGAGAGGAUAUUCAACCAGUGGUGUAAAGUUCAACAAGAUGAAGCACAAGAAACAAUUGCUGAUGCUAGUGUCCAACUAUCUGAGGUAUAUCCCACCAUAACUCAAGUGUAUUUUAGAUAUCUUCAAAAUCAUAAGAAGGAGCUCAAGAAAUAUUUCUAUUCCGAAUUCAGCACUAAGUUUUCAAAUGAAAUUGACAUAACUUUUGGUGAAAUACUGCCGAAAGAGAGAGAAUCGUUUUACCGUCAAUAUAAAAUAAUGAUAACUGAUUACGCAGAAUACGAAAAAAAGAUGAAGAAAUCUGGCCUGAAUGAUGCCAACUUGAAAAAGCUACAACUAAUCACCUUUUUGAAUAAGAACAGGAACAGUCUUCCAAAUAAUGCAAAAAGAGAAGAUGUUUUGCAAGUAGAGAAUUCAACUGAGGACGCAUUUAGCAAGUGGGCGAAAAUCUGUAAUUUGUAUAGUAUACCUACUUCAAUAGGUAAUAACGUUAAAAACUUCAUAGUCGGCGAUGAAAAACGGUUGCAAUCAUAUAUAGAAACGAUAACUAGGUCAUAA